Messenger RNA from Cebus imitator (Panamanian white-faced capuchin), 1170 nucleotides. RefSeq names its product coiled-coil domain containing 3 (gene CCDC3). The coding region runs from base 207 to 1019 and encodes 270 amino acids. Gene Ontology annotation, biological process: negative regulation of gene expression. NCBI's taxonomy places the organism in Eukaryota, Metazoa, Chordata, Mammalia, Primates, Cebidae. Gene Ontology annotation, cellular component: extracellular region. The record is from RefSeq and is a predicted model, not a curated record. The transcript has 3 exons.
GGCGGGCGCCCGGCGCGUCCAGUCCCCCCGAGCCUUUUAAAGCGUGGCGCGCUGGGGCCGGGCACGCGGAGCUCCGCGGCGGAGACAGCGGUUCGCCUAGCUCCCGGGAGCGGUGAGAGCAGCCAAGCGCCUAGGGCUGCCCUUCCCAGGCCGGCGGGCUGCCCGGGCUCCCCGCCGCCUCCCCGUGCGCCCCGGGAGGGCCCGGCAUGCUGCGCCCGCUGUUGCUCGCCGCGCUCUGCCUGGUGGGUCCCCCGGCGCCCGCGGGCGCCUGCCAGCUGCCCUCCGAGUGGAGGCCCCUGAGCGACGGCUGCCGCGCCGAGCUGGCCGAGACCAUCGUGUACGCGCGGGUGCUGGCGCUGCACCCCGAGGCGCCUGGCCUCUACAACCACCUGCCCUGGCAGCACCACGCCGGCCAGGGGGGCCUCUUCUACGCGGCCGAGGUAGAGAUGCUGUGUGACCAGGCGUGGGGCAGCAUGCUGGAGGUGCCCGCCGGCUCCAGGCUCAACCUCACCGGCCUGGGCUACUUCUCGUGCCACUCCCACACCGUGGUCCAGGACUACUCCUAUUUCUUCUUCCUCAGGAUGGAUGAAAAUUAUAACCUUUUGCCUCACGGAGUCAAUUUCCAAGAUGCCAUCUUCCCAGACACUCAAGAGAACAGAAGGAUGUUUUCUAGCCUUUUCCAGUUUUCAAACUGUUCCCAAGGACAGCAGCUGGCGACUUUCUCCAGUGACUGGGAAAUCCAGGAAGACAAUAGGCUCAUGUGCUCUUCGGUGCAGAAGGCCCUGUUCGAGGAGGAGGACCACGUGAAGAAACUGCAGCAGAAAGUCGCCACCCUGGAGAAGCGCAACCGGCAGCUCCGGGAGCGGGUGAAGAAGGUCAAGAGGUCCUUGCGGCAGGCGCGCAAGAAGGGCCGCCACCUGGAGCUGGCGAACCAGAAACUCAGCGAGAAGCUGGCUGUGGGCGUGCUGCCGCACAUCAACGCCCCAGGGCCCGUGCGCGCCCCCUACCUGCGGGGUUAACGGGACGGGGGCUGCUGGGUGUGCAGGGCUAAUCCUGGCGGCAAUGGAGAAUGAGUGAGGUUUUGUAUUCAUCUGUUUCAAGCGUUGUAGGAGUUUUCGUUUUUAAUCACGCAUUUGGUAGUCUAAAUGGAUAAAAUGCAAGUCUUGCCUU